Aricia agestis (brown argus) is the source of this 915-nucleotide messenger RNA. RefSeq names its product protein spaetzle (gene spz). Gene Ontology annotation, cellular component: extracellular region. Gene Ontology annotation, molecular function: growth factor activity; Toll binding. NCBI's taxonomy places the organism in Eukaryota, Metazoa, Arthropoda, Insecta, Lepidoptera, Lycaenidae. The record is from RefSeq and is a predicted model, not a curated record. The transcript is spliced from 6 exons. Gene Ontology annotation, biological process: innate immune response; regulation of Toll signaling pathway; central nervous system formation. Bases 120 to 842 code for a protein of 240 amino acids.
CAGUCGUGGUUUUGCGGUCGCCGGCGUAGCACGGCCGAGCGGUGUGACAGUUUAAAUAUGAGAUUAACACGCAAUUGAAAACUAAAUGCAGUGCGAACGAACAAUGUGUUAACACUAAAAUGGCCUGGAUCUACCGUUACGUCCUUUGGAUAAUGCUGAUGAACGUGAGCCUCAGCCUCAAGCCUCAGGAUGGCGACGCCGAGCGCAACUGGGGCGAGAGUCGGAAACUCUCCGGCUCGUACAAAAUCGUCAACCGACGCACGAGGCCGACCGCUAACAAACGAGGUACUACGGAGGGCGGGCCGUUCGUUUUUCCCGGAGUGUCGUCCAGGAUAGGGGAGGCGGAGGAGAUACAGGUGCCAGAGGAGUGCCAGAAGACUGGUAUAUGUGAGGACCUCCCAGACUACCCCGAAGAUGUAGUUAAGAGUUUAGUUGAUGAUCUCAUACAACGCAACGCGACGACAAUAUUCAACAAUGACGUGUUGUUUCCGCCGCAACUCGCCGAGAGAAUCGGCGCUGACGACAUAGACAUUGAGCUGUGUACUUCAAAACUACAAAUAUUUACACCGAGAGCUGCCAAGACUGUCGACGACAAAUGGCACUAUAUUUUGAACCCAAAGGGCAAGCCUAAACAAACUUUUCGCGUGGAAAUAUGCAUGCCUGGCGACAGCCCUUGCAGUAACAACAACCCGCCAAUCAUGAGCUUCCAGACCGGAUACACCUCAUACUGCGAGCAGAAGUACUCCCUGCGAGAGAUGAUCGCGCUGGACAGCAACCACCAGCUAAUCAAAGACUCCUUCCAAGUGCCCACGUGCUGUUCCUGCUUGUUGAAACAGUUAUAAGUCUGAUGUACUAUCAGAGACGUUGAUUCCUAGGCAGAUGGGGGACCUACGUAGUUUGGUCGCGUUAUGUCAA